AUGCCCGCCGCGGAUUCUGAUGUACCGCCAUGGAUACCCCGCUACAGUAUUGAGUCGACUUCUGUUUUCCCUGACGCUAUAUCGGUCCUAAAUCAUCCAUUGGCCCCGAAUUCCCCGAAAAAGGUGAUAAAACCUCCAAACUUGACGGAACCUGAAGCAGGACCCAUAAAAAGUCGCUCACAAUCGGAUUUUUUCGAUCCACUGGGAGUAACCUAUGACGAGGAAGAGCUGCUUGUGCCGGAGGCAAAACCGAUUCCGGCAGUGCCGAUUCUGAGCCGAGGCAAACGAGAGGUGGAACUGGUAAACACAUUAGAAAUGAAGAAAUCUGACAUUCUCUACCACGACGUCGAUUUGCCUAACAUGGAGCCGUGGCGGAAAAAGAGAAGCCUAAUCCUGGAAAAAUUUGGCACUAGUGAAAAAUCAUCAAUUCAAAGCCCGCACUCGCUGAAAAAUGACGAAUCCAUCCCGCAGCGUGCUCAGGUUCGCGUCCACGAUCGAACGGCGCAUCGGCUCGAAAUCCUUGAGGACAUGUCUGGGCUAAAAAAAUUGGUCGACUUGUCCGCACAUGAAUUCGUACAGAACCUCAACGAGUUGAAGGAAAUGCUGGUGCUCGCCUGGACGAAUAGCAAACGUGUCGAGGCAUUGAGGCUAGUAACGGAACUUUCGCGAGCCCUGAGCGCCCCAAAUCCACCUUCGUUGUUCCCAUCGCAUUGGGUGCUGGCGACGGAUGUUCUCGAUCUAUUCGGCACCCUCGUCUAUGAUCGAUUGAAAGAAAAAGCCGAUCAAGAGCGAGAAGCUGCGGGAAAAUUGCCGCUUGCUGCCAAUUUUUCCGCUGAUGACGUGCCCGAGAAGACGCGCGAAAAGGCGAAACAUUGGUUCUCGAAGCUUGAAGACAUCCGCGAGGUUGUUCCUCGACUUUACGUGGAGGCAAGUCUGGUGCGCACAAAGCGCUUCUUCGACCCGACAGGAAUUCGCGAGAAUUUGCAUCGGUUGGCCGCCGGCGCUGGGCGAAUAUUGCAACCGCUGCCGGCCGCCUAUGCUCGAGCGUAUGUUUCGAAGAUUUCCAUGUUAUGCGACCCAGCUGAUCGUGCCCCCCAUUGGCGUGUACUUAACGAUUGGAUGCAGACAUUCGGGCAACAGCCAUCGGAGUUAAUGUGGCCAGCUGCCGAAUGGAUCAUCCAAUGCGUCUCCUACGACGCCCAUGCGUAUGGUGAUUUAGCGCCUCUCUGGGAAUAUUGCGUACAAACGGACAAGCGUUUCUUCAUCCUGCCCUGUUUCUUGAAGGCUGUUCAGCCAAAAUACCUGGGCAACCAUGCAAUAGAGGCGCUGAGAAUUAUUCUAAACGAGGGCGCGAGUGCUAAAGAAAUUUCUGCAUUUGGGGAGCGACUCGCCGAAACCGAGGUACCCGAAGAAGCUCGUCCGGUUCUGCUCAAGAAUAUGUGGAAGGCAAUCGUCAGGCUUCAAUCCACAUCUGAAUUAGCCCAAUGCUCGGCUGUCUGGGCAGCGCUCACGGCGCGCUAUUUCUCGCUGGACGAGCUAGACGCGCACCCCGACGAACACGCCGAUCAGCUGCUGGUGAUCGUACGUUGCAUGGCUGGCCACCGGAAAAGCGACGCGAUGAAGCUGCUAAGCCUCGAUUCGUUCACCAAGAUUAUGGAUAUAUUGAGGGACGACCCCCAUUCUUCUGCGGCCGCGACAGCGAUUCUUGAAGCUUUUGUGGCGAACCAUGCUAUUGGAUCGUGCAAGGAUCUAAAGUUGGCUAGCAAGAUCUGCGAAAUAACCGCCCGACUCGCAACGUUUUUGUACGACGACGAGGAAGAAAAAGAGCGGAGAACGGCGCUCGUCUGCCAGGUCCUUGACCGUUUUUCGUUCUCUGAAGACCCAGAAAGAGGCCUGCAAUGGCUGGUAUCAUGCCGUGCUUCACUGGCUGAAAUGGAUGGUGCUAUACAGCACAUCGUCCAACUAUUCCAAACACUCGGCCUCCAGGUAUUGGCUCAUAUGAAAAGCGGGCAGGCAAAAGCCAACUUGAUGCGUGCUUGCGUUGCCAACCUUCAAAUCACAAUCCCGUCCCUCCCGAUGGCAGACGAACAGUUUGAGCAAGCUCUUCGAGCAGCUCACCUAGCGCUUUAUGCUAAUUCGCUGCCUCAGACCGACGCCCUGCUCCGCAUCUGCAUCGAAUCGCUGAUGGAUUCCGAAGCCGAUGCGGCACAUUUUGUGGCAAAGCUAACGCAUUUAUUGGCGUUCCUGGUGCACGUUCCGGACAACCCGGAUAAACCGCCGUUGUAUCUCUUCAGCGCAAUGUUGGCAGUGAUCGACCGGCGAAAUUGGGAGUCGACACCAGUGGAACAUGGUGCCAGCCUCGUCCAUUGCUUGGAUUUUCUCUGGGCCGCCGGUCAAGCCGAAUAUCCGACGAGAUUUCCCAGUGUCCAGUCAAACGAUGAGUUAUAUGGCGCGAGUGACGAGUUUAGGGAAAGCAUCGGCGAUCUCGCAUCGCACACUCUCGACCGCCUAAUCCCAAUGUUGAUGCGGGAGCCGACCCCUCUGAUCGCUGCCAUGUUGCUCGAGCAUCUUGUCGCACGGACCGACUAUGUGGCUGAUGAACAGUUAUUCCUUUUGUGCCGUGGCCUGCUGCAAAGAUGUCGUAAAAGCGUCGAACUGAGAAAGCGGGUGUCGAGAAUCAUAACGGAUUUGCGCAACGAGAAGUCGUACGCGGGUGCCACUAAAUUACUUGAAGCGUGCAACGUU
Molecule: messenger RNA, 2745 nt
Organism: Mesorhabditis spiculigera
Lineage: Eukaryota; Metazoa; Nematoda; Chromadorea; Rhabditida; Rhabditidae
Source: the annotation of a GenBank genome assembly